AUGUUGCCGAAAUUCCUCCUCACUGCGAGCGCAUUGCUCCCAGCGCUUUUGAGCGCUCAAGUGAUUUCUGAUCCUGGUGCUGCUGGUGGCCCCCUUGAGAUUGUUCAUCUGUACUACGAUCAGUGGCCGACGGGUAUCACAGUGUCUCGCUCUGGCCGCAUGUUUUCCAAUUACCCUGCCGGUCUUGACCCAAAUAAUACCAACACUGGCGACGUCACGCGUUACGCUGUAGCGGAGCUCAACUCCAACAACACCGAGACGCCGUAUCCCAACGCGGAGAUCAACAACCCACCUGGCGGCGCGAUCAACUAUACUACGUCUCCUCCCACCAGUGCAAAUUACCAGAGCUACCUCAUUGGCGUGCAGUCAGUUGUUCUUGACCCUCUCGACCGCCUCUGGAUCCUGGACACCGGCCGCGUACAAACCGCCGACGGAACCCUCUUGAACGCCUCCCCAGGUGGCACAAAGCUGAUCUGCGUGGACAUCACCACUAACAACGUAACUCAAACGAUUGUCUUCCCACCCACAGUUGCGUAUCCAGACUCUUACGUCAAUGAUGUACGCUUCGAUCUACGCGCCUCACUCACCACCUCAGGCAAGGGCGUAGCAUACAUCACCGACUCGUCCUCGGAAGGCCGCAACGGCAUCAUUGUCGUCGACCUCGGCACAGGAGAAUCAUGGAGGCAUCUGAACAACAUCCCCGAAGUGAGCGCAGAGCGCGGCUUCGUGCCUUUCGUAUGGGGCCAGCCAUUGUACUACAUCCCAGGCCCCAACAUGCCUCUGACCACCGUGCCGCUUGGUAGCGACGGCAUCGCGCUGUCUGCCGACGGUGAGGAUCUGUACUUUGGUCCAGUCGGCGGCCGCGGAUUGUACAGCGUGCCGACCAAACGUCUGCGCGACCGCAGCCAGAGCUCCGAACUGCUCGCUCAGGGCGCAGUGCAGAACCACGGACAGCGCGGCGUCAGCGAUGGAUUCGAAACAGACACCAAUGGUUUCAUCUACGCCGGCAACAUGGAGCAGAACCAGCUAAACUUUUUCAACCCUGCGAACGGGACGAUCUCUACUCUCGUCAGGGAUCCGAGAAUCAGCUGGAUUGAUACGAUGUCUGUUGCAAGCGACGGAUAUCUGUACUUCACCGACAACCAGCUAGCAUUCAGCAAAGGCUUCUUCCCCGGUACGGAUAGGCGCGUGCGUCCUUUUGCGCUGUUCAGAGCCAAGCUGCCGAACAACGGCACGAGGGUCGACCUGCAAUGA
This is a messenger RNA of Ascochyta rabiei, 1254 nucleotides long. RefSeq lists its product as uncharacterized. The record is from RefSeq and is a predicted model, not a curated record. NCBI's taxonomy places the organism in Eukaryota, Fungi, Ascomycota, Dothideomycetes, Pleosporales, Didymellaceae. Bases 1 to 1254 code for a protein of 417 amino acids. The transcript has 4 exons.